CAAAGUGAUGUGUUUGGCUGCUGGGCUGAUGCUCCUGACCCAAGAGUCUGAGUCACAGCUGGGUGUUUGUGGUCAGCCAAAGCUCAACACCAGGAUUGUAGGAGGACAGGCGGCCCGCGCUGGCAGCUGGCCCUGGCAGGUCAGUCUGCAAAGAUUUGGGUCCCACUUCUGUGGAGGAUCCCUCAUUAACAGUCAGUGGGUGCUGACUGCUGCUCACUGCUUUCAAACCAGUACUCCAACCGGUCUGACUGUGAAUCUGGGCCGUCAGAGUCUACGGGGAUCUAAUCCCAAUGCAGUGUCUCGGACAGUAACACAGAUCAUCAAACAUCCAAACUACAACUCUGGUACCAACGACAACAACAUCUGCCUCCUGAGGCUCUCUUCACCGGUGACUUUCAACAACUACAUUUCUCCCGUCUGCCUGGCAGCUUCAGACAGCAUCUUCUACAGCGGUGUUAACAGCUGGGUCACCGGCUGGGGCAACAUAGGAAGUGGAGUGCCCCUUCCCCCUCCACAAAACCUGAUGGAGGUGGAGGUUCCUGUUGUGGGAAACAGGCAGUGCAACUGUAACUAUGGAGUGGGAAGAAUCACUGACAACAUGAUCUGUGCCGGGUUAAGUGCAGGAGGAAAGGACUCCUGUCAGGGGGAUUCAGGAGGUCCAAUGGUGAGCAAGCAGAUUGGUCGCUGGAUUCAGGCAGGAAUCGUCAGUUUUAGGGAAGGUUGUGCCAGGCCGAAUCUUCCAGGAGUCUACACCAGAGUAUCCAAGUACCAGACCUGGAUCACGAGCCAGAUCUCCUCCAACCGGCCGGGCUUCAUGACGUUCAAGUCUACUGGGACCAACAGUGAUCUCAGUGUUACCUGCACAGGACUGCUACCACUCUACAAACACCACACUUUCAACAAACACCACACUUCCAACAGCCACCGACCGUCCAACAAACACCACAAGACCUACAAACACUACACUUCCAACAACUAUGAACCGUCCAACAAAUACAACCACAACUACAAACACCACACUUCCAACAACCACCAACCGUCCAACAAACACUACACUUCCAACAACCACCAACCGUGCAACAAACAGCACAAGACCUACAAAUGCCACACUUUCAACAACCACCAACCGUCCAACAAACACCACCACACCUACAAACACCACACUUUCAACAACCACCAACCGUCCAACAAACACCACAAGACCUGCAAACACGACACUUCCAACAACUAUCAACCGUCCAACAAAUACAACCACAACUACAAACACCACACUUCCAACAGCCACCAACCGUCCAACAAACACCACAAGACCUACAAACACCACACUUCCAACAACUAUCAACCGUCCAACAAACAGCACAAGACCUACAAACACUACACUUCCAACAACUAUCAACCAUCCAACAAACACCACUAG
Messenger RNA from Maylandia zebra (zebra mbuna), 1417 nucleotides. Lineage: Eukaryota; Metazoa; Chordata; Actinopteri; Cichliformes; Cichlidae. The record is from RefSeq and is a predicted model, not a curated record.